Aspergillus steynii IBT 23096 is the source of this 180-nucleotide messenger RNA. RefSeq lists its product as uncharacterized. The annotation marks the transcript as partial. The transcript has a single exon. NCBI's taxonomy places the organism in Eukaryota, Fungi, Ascomycota, Eurotiomycetes, Eurotiales, Aspergillaceae. The record is from RefSeq and is a predicted model, not a curated record.
UAUAUUAAUAAAAUAAUUAAGCGCCGGCUCGCACAGUAUAUUAACUAUGUUAUAACAGAAUAUCGCGAUAAGAUUUACAACAUAUAUACUCAGAAAAAAGCUGAAUUUCAGAAACAAGUCAACAAUAGUAAUAUUAAGGUACGUAUCACAGCUAAUAAAUAUAUUAAAGAAAUAAAAUAA